Erinaceus europaeus (western European hedgehog) is the source of this 3447-nucleotide messenger RNA. It is a transcript of the gene BCL7A, whose product is annotated as BAF chromatin remodeling complex subunit BCL7A. The transcript has 6 exons. The record is from RefSeq and is a predicted model, not a curated record. Lineage: Eukaryota; Metazoa; Chordata; Mammalia; Eulipotyphla; Erinaceidae. The coding region runs from base 100 to 729 and encodes 209 amino acids.
GGAGGGCGGCGGGCGGGCGGGCGGGCGCGAGUGUGGCCGCGGCGGAGCGCGAGCGGGACCGGCGGGCGCGCUCCCCCAGGCUCUCUCCCCGCCAGCACCAUGUCGGGCAGGUCGGUUCGAGCCGAGACCAGGAGCCGGGCCAAAGAUGAUAUCAAGAGGGUCAUGGCGGCUAUAGAGAAAGUGCGCAAAUGGGAGAAGAAAUGGGUAACCGUGGGUGACACGUCUCUGCGAAUCUACAAAUGGGUUCCUGUGACGGAGCCAAAGGUUGAUGAUAAAAACAAGAACAAGAAAAAGGGCAAAGAUGAGAAGUGUGGCUCUGAGGUGACCACUCCAGAGAACAGCUCCUCCCCAGGAAUGAUGGACAUGCACGAUGACAACAGCAACCAGAGCUCCAUCGCAGAUGCCUCCCCCAUCAAGCAGGAGAACAGCAGCAACUCAAGCCCUGCUCCGGAGCCCAACCCCACUGUGCCCAGUGACGGUGCUGAGGCCAAGGCCGAUGAGGCCCCAGCCGACGGGAAGGAGCUGCCCGGGAGCGAGGACGCCUGUGAUGAGCAGAAUUCCCAGUCCUCCAUGGAAAACUCGAUGAACAUUUCCGAGAAGGAACGGCAGGCCUCUGGGGAUGCAGGUCUAGCUGCAGACACAGCAGCAAUUUCUCAGGAUUUGGAAGGAGUGCCACCCUCCAAAAAGAUGAAACUGGAGUCUUCGCAACAAAACUCCGAAGAGAUGUAGGCGACAAGCCCAACCUUCCGACCCACGUUCACAGGAGACACGUCAGCCGGCUUCAUCCUAGAACAGCCUCGCCCCAGCAAUGCCUCGUGGGUGCGUAUGGAACUACUAACUCUUUCAAGUUUACCAAGUGCAAAUCAAGAACACCGAGAACGGCGUAACUUCUCAGACACUGAAGAACUCUCUGCUGUGAAGCAAAACUCUGGAAGUGACUGUCCUUGGGAAGGCGGGGUCCACAGCUCAGGAGUGUCUGCACACUGUCUCUGAAGCCAAGAUCACAUUUGUGUUGCUGCUGUAUUUGUUUUUCCACUUCUCUAUUUAACGAUAUAAGCUACUUGAGGGUGGUACCGAUCAGGAAUCUGCUUUCUCAUCGGGGGGCUCUCUCACCGUUCCACCGAUUCCUUCCGCUUUCUUUUUUUGUGCCUUGUGUCCUUGAGGUGACCUCUGGCAUGUUCUCCUGGUUGUUUUGCAUCUCCCUUUGCAAAGUGCCCUCACGAUUGUGGCAUCUCUGUCCUCCCUGCCCUGGAACAUUAGUGGGAGCAGAGCCCACAGCUGCAGAAGAGCGAGGAUCUUCCCAGUUCCCUGAUGCCAGGGACAGGAGGUGUGGGCUCACCUAAACCCUGGGUCAGGGCAGCACCAGCCUCCAGAACCUACGCAGUCUCCAAUGUCAGGGCGCUGUCCCCAAGGGCCACUCACAGCCUCUCCCUUCCGUGGGGCAUCUGGAUUAGUGUUGCCAAGCUCACAUCAACCCAGGUGUAUGAGUAAAGCCCUUCGAUUGUUCUGGCACUUCCCCCUCGGUCCCCCUUGCCGUACCACUUUUCCCCACAUCUCUGAAGACAGAAUGGCUUCUGUGCGUGUCUCCUGAAGAUGAGAAAAGGGCUGAGGGGCUGGGAGCAGAGGGCAGGAAUAGCCGGUGCUGAACUCUUUCCCGCUGCUCGGAUUUCAAAUCCACAGUAACCUGCUGCCCUCUGCCUCCCACCCUGAGCCCACCCCAGGGAGGCAUCCUGCUUGCUUCUGCAGAAUGUUCCAGACUCCCAAAGCCAGCAGUUGCUACGGGCUUCGUUCCCAGGACACAUGGUUGGUCCUCCCCAGGAGGGCCCUUGAUAGUUGGGCCUCUAAGGCCAGAAACAGAGCACCAAGGAAUCAGAAGGCUUUGCAUUCCUCCAGAAUGGGGUGACCAAGUCCCUCCCUUCAGCUGACAUCCCCAUCCCACCUCCCUUGGAUGAGCUGCCUGUUUGGUUCUAAGGCCUGGUUUGCUCUUAACUCCUAUAUGGACUCAGACCUUAAACCUUUCCUAAACUUUCUUUACUGCACUGGAGUUCCAACUCCCUUUUGAGUUGUUGGGGUGGGGGGUGGGGCUGGGAGUUUUGUUAGUUUUGUUUUGUUUUGGUUUUGCUAACUGGUGCAUAUUCAGGUACCACCUUUGACGUGGAUCUUUCUCCUGACCACCGUGGGGAGUGUCUGCUGAAUUCCACUUUCUAAGUUUCUGAGGGUGAGGCUCUUGCUUUUUAAAAUUUUUUUUUAUUUUUUGCUUUUUGCUUCCUCCCCCCCAAAGGGAGCCUGUUUCCUGCACUUCAAGAAGAAUCGAAAUGUUCCUGAAUUUCAAAUACCUCAUGCAAAAAUGUGUCCUGAAAUAAGGGAAAACAAACUCUGAAAAGAAAAGAAAAAAAAAAGCUAAUGUUGAAGUGACACCGAAAAGUUUGUCUUAAAAAAUAAUAAUAAUAAGGAAAUCCUUAUCACUUAGCCCCUCAAGCAGGCAGUUCUGUGGAGAACUGUGCUCUGUUACCUCUCAGCACAUCUCAAGGCGGCUUUACCUCCAGAUCAUAGAGUUAGAGUCACUUUUUCCUUUGCAGCCAAACUCCGUUUUGACAAGAGGUGAAUUUGGAUGUUGAUUUCCUUUUCUUUUCUGGGAAACGAGGUGAUGUGACGGCUAAAGGAGGACCACAGUGCGCGUCCACAGAAACAGGACGGUUGGGGUGCCACACACCCUUUUUUGUCUGCGGUGACUUCUGACACGCCAGGGGAGGCGACACAGUUGAGGACAUCCAUGAGGCUGUCAUUAGUUUUUCUCUGAAGUGCCUGAAGGUAGGAUGGGCCUGUGGGCCCCGCCACGGCCACGCCAGCAGCCCUGCACCCAGCACUGGCCAGGAGGGCCUUCCCUGUGGAAAGAUGAGACUGCAAACUUGUGCUUCCUUUCCCUGAUGCAGUCUGCUCCUUCGGAGCCACUGGUCCCCACACCUCCUGCACCCCUCACCCUCUUCCCACCAUGAAUCUAAGACCUUUCAGUCUGCCGAGCCAGGGACAAGGUCCCAAGCCUAGGCCUUCCAUGGACACCAGGCCCCACGACUUCAAGGGCUCCCAGGGCAAACAACCCCUCCACAAAACAUAAUGGAGGAGGCUGCAGCUACAUUCCACAAAGUGCUGGCACUUAACACCCAGAACCUGGCAGGCAGCCAACCGACUCCUAUAGGGUGUUGACCUCCCAUUACAAACGAUGUCAUGGUUUGGAAUGUUCGCUAUGGCUGAGGACCUGGUUAGAGGUAUAAAGAUCUUUUUUUUUUUUUUUUUCCCACCAUGACCUAAUUGUUUUCGUUUCUCCUCUUACAAUUUUUUUGGGUGUGUUGUACAGCAGUAUAAUUUUUCACUUAUUUAUUCCAUCAGUAGAUAUGGUUUGUACAAUGUACAAUGGUUCCAUUUCAGCAAAUAAAAAAAAAAGGUUUA